Molecule: messenger RNA, 3944 nt
Organism: Bicyclus anynana (squinting bush brown)
Lineage: Eukaryota; Metazoa; Arthropoda; Insecta; Lepidoptera; Nymphalidae
Product: RNA polymerase II-associated protein 1
Exons: 1
Coding region: 244-3909 (1221 amino acids)
Biological process (GO): transcription by RNA polymerase II
Cellular component (GO): nucleus
Source: RefSeq, a predicted model, not a curated record
GGUUAAUUUGACGUUUGUUUUGUGAUUUUGGGUAUUUGUUGUGUUUUUGUUAUUUAUUUUAGUCCAUUUUCUAUCGAAUUAAUAAGGUUGUGGAUACGAAAAUUGUAAUAUUCAAUUUACUUAUUAAGAGCAGUACAGUACGCAGUAAGAGUAUUGAAAUAUAGCAAUCAAUUUCUAGUAAUAUAUAUAUUUAAUUUUUUUGGUUAUGAUUGUUGUGCCUGUUCUGUUAGUACUACUGUAAAUAUGAUUCAGCGACCAAAACCAGGAGACGAUGAAGAGGAUAUAUUACGCAUGCAGCGAGAAUUCCUACAAGACAAAACCUUACAGCCUUCCGCGCAAGUAGUUAACUUACGAAAAACUGAACACCAGACUACCAAGAGAACUAUUCCAACGUCUUCAGAUGCUCGGAAACCUUCCAAAUAUGCUCAAUCCAAAGGUUUAAAAGAAAAACGACCUCGCAUUGAUAAUGCGGGACAGCUCUUGGGCGCUAUUAUAGAAAAGAAUAUCCCAGAAGCACACGAGCCUUCUGAACCUGAUGAUGAAAUCCUCCCAGUGUUGAAUGAGUCAACUGAAAUCGAUGAUGACAAAGUAUACUACCCAAAAGCUUUGCCUCUUAUCCUUGGAAACAUUGUGGAGAAGAGCUGUAAUGACAAUUUUGAUUUGGAUUUUAAACCAAUGCCUUCUAAAGGAUUCCCAAUUGUCACUAAACGUGAUCCCAAUAUUAAACCUGGCACAAAAAGUAUUUACGCACAACAUAUUGAAAAGACAAAAAAACUCAUAGAUGUUAUGGAUGUGGAUCAGCCUUCAAGCUCUUUGCAAUCUUUGAAAGUGAAUUCCAAAGAUCUACACAUGCCUAGCCAAAGUUACAUGGUGGCAAGUGAUGAAGCCAAUGAGAUACACGGGGAAAAUGUUAAUAUAUUAUUGAAAAUGUCAGAACAAGAUAUUCUUCAAGAACAACAAAAAUUACUGUCAAGCUUGGAUCCUAAAUUAGUUGAAUUUAUCAGAGCCAAAAGGGAAGCCAAUUCACAAAGUGUACAAAAUAUCAAAACUGAAAUAAAUGAUUGUAAAAUGAGUGUAACAGAGGAAGGAAACCAAAAUGAAAUUGACAAAUCCACAACAAAUGAUUCUCUGUGGGAGAAUGAUGUUCUGUCUCACUCUGAAAUCCACAAAUGGCUUCAUUUUGAGAAUUUAGAAAAAGAUAAGCUUGAAUGGUUAAAGGGAAUCAAAGAAAGCAAAGUUAAAUCUGAUGAACCUUACGAAGCCAGAUUUGAUUUUAAUGGUUACCUGCUUCCAUAUGCAAUAGAGUACUGUGAGAAAACUAAAACCUUAUACCAUCACGGAGAAGAAGCACACAGACCUGGGUACUCCAUCACAGAGCUCAUUGAACUCACUAGAUCCACUGUUACACAGCAGAGAGUUAUGGCUCUGAACACUAUAGCAGGAGUUAUAGAGUAUUAUAAUGCUGGUAUAUACAAAGACAUUAUAGAAAUACCUUUGAGUAAAAUAUUCUUUGUUAUAAGAAUAGCUAUGGAUGAAAAUAAAGUAAUUCUAUUAGAGCCUGCUCUGAGAGCAAUGAGAAAUUUGCUUUAUAAUAGAAUAGAUGAAGCAUGUCUGGAUGCUUUACUUGGCUUUGAGGAGGGUACUUAUCAACCUUGCCUCCAAAAUGAUAAAUCAGAAAUUGAAGAGAUAGAGUCUAAAGAGACUGAAUUGAAUGAUUUUCAUUUAGCAGAAAUAGAUCUUAUAUCAGCUGCUCUAAGAACGGAUAUGUUGCAGAGGCUUUUCUAUAUUUUAGAUACUGUUAAACCAAGUUACAAUGCUGUUCAGUACUCAUUGCAAAUUUUGAUAAGGUUAUCUAGGAAUUCCAUUGAGACUGCAAAUAUAAUAGUGCAGACUGAUCAUUUGAUGAAAUCUAUUGUAUCUAAUUUCAUACCAACAACAAGUAUAAACUUUGCUGUAAAUCCUAAAUCUGUUUACAAUGGAAAGCCUGUUUUGGCAGCUCUUAAGCUAAUGAGAAUUCUUUCCCUGCAGUCCAGAGAAAUUGGUGAAACAUUAAUAACAAAAUGUGAAUUAUUAAAACCAACAUCUGUUUUUAUAAGUUCUGGAAUAGAUGGCACAUAUGGUUUGAGAUUACAGAUAGAAGCUUUCUGUAUAUUAUCUAAUUUACUAACUUAUGGGCUGGGCAUAGAAAAUGCCUUGGAAUUGAACCCUGUGAUAGUUACAUCGCUUUAUAAACACGUACAAGGUACAGAUGUAACCACAGGGUCUUCAGUACUAUCUGCCACUCAUGCUGCAGUGGUGCUACAGUUUGUCAAUAAGCUACUCAAAUGUAACAUGCUCAACUUAGAAAGCUACAAACAACAAAUUUACCCUCUCAUGAGAGAAGGAAUACAGAAAUGGCUGUCACAAACGGCUUGCAUUGAUAAUUAUACAUGUGGUCAUUUACGGCUAUUAUGUUCAGGAUUAGACUGCUGCAUAACAAUUUUAGAUAAUGAGAAGAUUUCACUGAAGUUUUUGAAUGAUACCCUAAGAAGAUUUUCAUCAUCAAAAGGAUUUAAAAUCAUUCUGAAUAAUAUAGUGCAGAGCUCAAACCUAUUGUCAGACAUUGAAGAUGGGGAUAUAAUGUUUAAUAAAAAUCUUACAAGUGCCGGCACUGCUAUUAUGCAUUCAAAGCACAAAGUGCUGCCAAUUUUGAAUGUAGUUUCACCCAUACCACUUUUGCUAUCAUUAUUCAAAUUGUUAAACAUCAUUGGUGACAAAGAAGUAUCCAAUAUUUUUGUUGAUAAACUUUUGAGCUAUUUACAACAAUUAUCAAAGAAACAUCUAACUUUAACUAACAAUUGGUUUACUAGAAUGGAAGUGGAACUCAUAUUUAGCAUCAUUAAACUGUCAGUCCAGUGCGAUGUAACUGAGUCUGUGAAGGAUAUUAUUUACGUGACAGCAAAUAAACUUUGUUACAUUUUGAGAAAAGAUAAACAAUAUGAGUUGGAAUAUUUAUUCAAUAGUAUAAUAUUUAACAAGCAAUGGUUUACAACAGAUAGAUUAUUUAAACUGAUUUCGUUGACAGAAGCUGAUGGUCUGGCUGCCCUGACAAGUGUAGAAGAGAUAAAAUUAUGUUACAGUAAAGUUAUCAACAUAAAACAAGAAGAACCAAACUACAGUAUUGUACUAAAAGAAUGGCAGGAGCCUGUUUUGCCCAGAGAUUGGAUAUAUUUACCAAUACUUUCUUUGUACUGCACAAGUCAAGAAAUAAAUUUGAGCCCAUCUGUAUCUGUUCUUGAUAACAAAAUAUCAAAACAGCUAGAGACUGAAAAGGAGUCAAUUAUAAGAUGCAGCUUAGAAUGGGUAUUGUUCAACGAGGUCAUGUUUCCAGAUCUAAUAAAUGACAUAGAGGUGACUGACAGAUUUUGUAGAUUGUUGUGUGUCUUUUUGUGCGACAGUUCACUAUUUUUGGAUAAAAAUAUUAAUCUAUUACUAAGGAAAUGUAUGAAAAUACUUUACAAAAAUCCUCAAAAGUUUAAUUUUGAUAAGCAAAUAACAGGUCUUAGUAAUUUUCAAGAUUUCUACACACAGAUUUUGGAACAAUUUCAGUCUGUAAGCUACGGGGAUCACACAUUUGCAUCUUGUGUGUUAGUACCCCUAGCUCAAAAGCACAACGUGAAAUGGCGAAAACUAUUGUGGUCGGAGUAUGCUGGCUGCUUAAGAGCUCUUGAUUGUCCUUUGGAUGACUUGUGCUAUCAUUUAGAUGACUACUACUAUCCAGCAGAAACAGAUGAAUCUCUCUUGAAAUCAUAUUCCAGGGCUCUAGCAAGUAAUUUACUGAGACCUGGCACAAUUGUUUACAAUAUAGCCCAACAUCAUGUGGACUGUUACAAAAAACAGAAAAAUGUUAUAGAAGAAAGUAAUAAAUGAAUAACUUCUGUUGCAAAUAAAAACUAUAAAAUUUA